Rhineura floridana is the source of this 969-nucleotide messenger RNA. Its product is annotated as olfactory receptor 10A4-like. Gene Ontology annotation, biological process: G protein-coupled receptor signaling pathway. Bases 13 to 969 code for a protein of 318 amino acids. NCBI's taxonomy places the organism in Eukaryota, Metazoa, Chordata, Lepidosauria, Squamata, Rhineuridae. Gene Ontology annotation, cellular component: membrane. Gene Ontology annotation, molecular function: G protein-coupled receptor activity; olfactory receptor activity. The record is from RefSeq and is a predicted model, not a curated record. The transcript has a single exon.
GCGAUCCGUCCUAUGGAAGAACUAGGUGAGAACCAGACCAAUCUAAAUGAGUUCAUCCUGGUAGGGUUUUCAUACCUAGCUGAGCUGCAAAUCUUGCUGUUUAUGGUUUUUCUGGUGACUUACAUGAUCACCUUAGUGGGCAACAUGCUCAUUAUUCUGCUUGUAAAACUCAACCCUUCCCUUCAGACUCCCAUGUACUUCCUCCUGGCGAACCUGUCAUUCUCAGAAAUUUGUUACACCACUAGUGUGGUGCCCCAGAUGCUGAUACAUUUGUUAACAGAGCGUAAAAACAUUUCCAAAGCUGGAUGCGCAGCCCAAAUGUAUGUCUUCACCAUCCUGGGACUGACAGAAUGCUGCCUCCUGGCAGCCAUGGAAUAUGACUGCUAUGUUGCCAUAUGCCACCCUUUGCACUACACAGUCAUCAUGAACUGCCAGGUAUGCACACAGCUGGCAGCUGCAUCAUGGAUUACUGGCAUCUCCGUGGAAGUUGCUCAAACAACAUGGAUCUUUAGCUUACCUUUCUGUGGUUCUAAACGCAUCCAGCACUUCUUCUGUGAUAUCCCACCACUGGUGAAAAUGGCAUGCACAGACACCUCUAAAAAUGAGAUUGUUGUCUUGGCAGUGUCCAUCCUUUUUAUCAUGACUCCAUUCUUGAUGAUCAUCCUCUCAUACAUUUGUAUAAUAUCAACCAUCCUUAAACUUCCCUCAGCAGAGGGUAGGAGGAAAGCCUUCUCCACAUGCUCCUCGCACCUCACAGUGGUGACAUUAUUCUAUGGUAUAGCCCUUUUCACCUACCUAAGGCCCAAGUCCAGCAACAGUCCAGGGAGUGACAAAAUGAUUUCUCUUAUGUGCACUGUUGUGACUCCGGUUUUAAACCCCAUAAUAUAUACCUUAAGAAAUAAAGAAGUGAAGGGAGCAUUUAAGAAGACAGUUGUAAGAAUCUUCUCCGCAGAGGAUCCAGCUAGUUGA